Messenger RNA from Exophiala viscosa, 1997 nucleotides. RefSeq lists its product as uncharacterized. Bases 140 to 1834 code for a protein of 564 amino acids. The record is from RefSeq and is a predicted model, not a curated record. Lineage: Eukaryota; Fungi; Ascomycota; Eurotiomycetes; Chaetothyriales; Herpotrichiellaceae. The transcript is spliced from 4 exons.
UUUGCCCAUCCGGACUGAUCCGGAAAGGAAGGUCACCUCAGGUGUAACCGUGCGACAUUCAUCAUGCAAAGACACUCCCACGAAUCCAUUGAAAGUCUGACCCUAGUACGCGCAUUAUGCGUAUCCCAAUAACGAAGUCAUGGCAACUCUGAUCAAUUACGACUACUCAACCUUCAAAUUACCAAAACCAAACAAGCGUCAACUGCAAGAUUUGCAACAUUCUGAAGCAAGAGCACACGCGGCACGUGUGGCAUACUGGCGCACGAGAAAAGGCCCACCCCCUGCGGUUGCAAAGGGCGCAUCGAGCUACCAUGUUCGAAACGACAAUCUUAUCAAUGCGUGGCCUACUCCUAGCACAAGCUCGAGAGAGACAUCGGUUGAAAGUGGCAGGCAUGUAAAACUGAGCCCACCAGACAACAAGAUUCAUGAACAAACCGACAUUACUACGGACACCCUCAACCAUGUUCAAGGUGCCACAGCACAAUCUGUCAAUGCUCGUCAGUCAGAAGAACUUGCAAUAUCUUCGAAACCAAGCCCGCAGUCUAGCAGUGUUCCCUGGUCAUUUAAUCAGAAUGACGGUCCCGUCAAUUCUCGAAGAAACGCCCAUCAGAAAUGGGUGGACGUGGGCGAGUACACCCGAAUCUCAAGGCAUCCAUCGUCUGGUCUCUUCGAUCCCCUAGACACACUACCCACUAGACAGGGCGACGAGGUGGUGGCUUCGAUGAAUCACUUUCUCCACGUUUGGGCACCGUCGCAACGGCCGGGCCUGAGAUAUCAGACCAAAGACAACCCUCUCAUAAAGGACAUUUUCAAUUCUGCUUUGCAGCACCGAGAACUCUUCGAGGCUCUUAUCUCGCUAUGUCUGACAUUCAAAGCCGCGAGUCAAGACUUUAAAACUCCAAUGCGCGAGGCCAGCCUCUACCACAAAGGUCAAGCCCUGGUAGGGAUCAGGACGAAACUGACCUCGGGCUCGAUUGAUGAAGCUGUUAUUCUUUCAACGGUGUUUUUGAUGAUCACGGACAACGUGUUUCUAGAUGAACAAGCUUACAAAACACACCUGAAAGGUCUCAGGCAAAUGGUAACGGGAAACCCAGUGUACGACGGUUUGGCCUACGCAGGUGCCCUUCGAUCAUUUGUGACCUGGGCAGAAUCAAACGCUCUGCUCAUAUUUGGAGACAAUUUUGCGUCCGAUCAACAUGGGCCUCACGAUGCUGCACUCGAUUAUCCCUCCAAGCCGUUUUCGAAAGCGGUAACAAGGAUGAUCUCCGGGCUGACUCCGGGUUUUCGAUCCAUUGCUGUGGACGGCCAACUUUGUACACAAGUGCUUGACGUUCUUCAGAACAGCGUUCAAUGGGUAUCGUGCAUCGAUGGAAUGUCCCGAGUCGAGACGAAUAAAUCCAGGGAAACAUUCUUGUUAAGCUUCGACCCUCGCUCGAACAGCGCUAAGGCAAUGAGGUUAUGCAGGGACUCCAACUUCACUGUGGAACGGAUAAUCUGCAAAGCGCUCUACAUAUUCCACGCCAACAUUCUGGCCUGGUCCUGUCGUUGUUCCGGCUAUCGCCAUGUUCUGAACGAGCUUGCCGAUACGUUAUGUUCGGAUGAGCUGGUGCAGACAAGCCAUGGGGGAAUCUGGAGCUGGAUUACGAUGAUUACAGCCAACGGAGCAAGACGAGCCGGCAUGGGACAAAUACAGAAUGAGGUGAUGGCGAAAUUUUUGGAUGUAAAUGAGGGCCGUGAUUGGGCAUCUGUCAUACGUACCAUGAGGUUCUUCUUGUCGCACAGCGCAUUUGAGCGCGAAUGGGAAUGUUGUUGGGAGACCGCUGUCAAGCAUUGAAGCCAUGUAUUUUCAGGUUGACGUGGCUCUGUGGAUCGAGGUACAUCGCUCCUGCGCUUGGAAUGGCUGGCAGUGGCGGUGAUGAUUUCAUGCAGCUCAAACCAAGCCCAAUUGAUCAAUGUUGGCCAUACGGCAAUGAUUUUGCCAUUGAAGUCGAAAUACU